This is a messenger RNA of Sinocyclocheilus anshuiensis, 1700 nucleotides long. Its product is annotated as spermatogenesis-associated serine-rich protein 2-like. Gene Ontology annotation, cellular component: cytoplasm. Gene Ontology annotation, molecular function: protein binding. NCBI's taxonomy places the organism in Eukaryota, Metazoa, Chordata, Actinopteri, Cypriniformes, Cyprinidae. The record is from RefSeq and is a predicted model, not a curated record. The transcript is spliced from 14 exons. The coding region runs from base 169 to 1662 and encodes 497 amino acids.
UUCCCGCAUUCACAUCACUUCCGGCUUAUCUGCCAACCCAAGGCUCAAGGUUCAGGCCUGAGGAUGCUGAGCAGCAGAGGAACUCAACAGAGCCGUUCAUUCAUGACAUCAGAUUUAGGAUGGGCUCGAGACUAGCUGUUUGCAAAUUGCGACUGACUGAAGAGGAGGAUGGCGAGGAAGAGCGGUUAUAAAGAUGUGUCCGGAGUGGUGUUCGACACGCACUCGAAAAUGGUCAUGUCUCAAGGAGGAUCGUUCGAGAAGAUGAAGGAAAAGAUAAACGCCGUGCGAGCCGUGGUUCCCAACAAGAGCAAUAAUGAGAUCGCUCUGGUGCUGCAGCACUUCGAGAACAGCGUGGAUCGAGCGGUGCAGGCGUUUGUGGAAGGCGGGGCUGUGGAGAUCCUGAAGGAGUGGAAUGUCACUGGGAAAAAGAAGCCCAAGAAGAAAAAGAAGCCGAAAGCACAAACAGACAUUCCCACAGACUCUACUCCUGCUGAAUCGACUCCAGACGCUGAGUGUCAGGAAGCUGUUAAUGGUUUCCAUGCCAACGGUUCAGCAGCGGCUGAUGGUGAUUCGCUGGAUUCUCUGAGCGAGCAGCUGGACUCCGCCUCCCUGGACGCCGCGGAGCUCGACUUAGAAACUGCUGCCCCUGAGGUUUCAGAGGCCACAGGUGGAGGCGUGGCAUCCACAUCAAGCCCCGCCCCUCAGCCCAGCACCAAUAACGGAGAGCGACAGAACCAUCACAGAACCAGUAACAAGUCUCAAGCCAAGCCUGUUUCCAGCUCCCAUAAUCCCUCUGUGCCCGUUCUGUCCAGCGACACACAGCGAGGUCCUGCCGGCAGAAAGAUGGGGCCUAACGUUGAUCGCUCCGUGAAGGACCUGCAGCGAUGUGCAGCGUCACUGUCCCGCUAUAGAGUCGUGGUGAGAGACGAGAUGGACUCCUCUAUCAAGAGCAUGAAGCAGACGUUUGCUGAGCUGCAAAGCUGUCUCAUGGAUCGAGAGGUGACGCUGCUCACUGAGAUGGACAAAGUCAAAGCCGAAGCCAUGGCGAUUCUGGAUGGCCGUCAGAAAAGAGCAGAGGAGCUGAGGAGACUGGCUGACAAAUCAGCAUCACUGACAGAGGAGCAGCUCGCUGAACUACGGGCUGACAUCAAGCACUUUGUCAGUGAGCGCAAGUAUGACGAGGAUCUUGGUAAAGCUGUGAAAUUCUCCCAUGAACUGGAGCCUCUGAAGUGCAGCAUCAUGUCAUUUGGAUCAGUGUAUCAUCCUCAGACGGGCUACUCCAGCCGUUCUCGUUGUAGCUCCACCUCUUCCUCGGUCACAGGCUCCACCCCUGCCAAAGCCCCGCCUCCCUCUGAGCUCCAGCAUCCUCAGGCCUCUGCUUACACGGGCCGUCCCAGCGUGCCACACAAACAGAUUUUCCAGGGCAACCGGCGCAUCAUUCACGGUUACCAGGGCAAUCAGCGAUAUAACGGAAACACGCAUGCCGAGCGAAACCCCAGCCGAAGCAGCUACCGCUAUCAGGGAGAGCGCGGUCACCAGAGCGACCUCAACUCUCAGCCGACCAAUAGCGCGAGAGGCUCCUCCCACUCCUCAGGCUAUCGCUCAGAUCGACCCGCCCACAACGGGCUUCCACAGAGGCAGCCGCGGACGCACGGCCCGUGAUGCCCCACACGCACACACACACACACACACACACAGGU